Molecule: messenger RNA, 1690 nt
Organism: Drosophila busckii
Lineage: Eukaryota; Metazoa; Arthropoda; Insecta; Diptera; Drosophilidae
Gene: Ccdc114
Product: coiled-coil domain-containing protein 63
Exons: 4
Coding region: 202-1617 (471 amino acids)
Source: RefSeq, a predicted model, not a curated record
UCGUACUUUUUGACGGAUACUUAACGAAAGUUAACUGUAUACAGUUAAUAGCUAUGUAUGUACAGUUAACAGCAGCUCGAUUCGUUAUUUGUAUGGCAACUCUACCUGCAGUGUUUCCAGGCAACCGACGAAGGGUAAGACUUUUUAUUUAGCCGUUAUAAACAAGAGCUGAAUUGAGCACAGGCUUAGCUGAUUGAUAAGAUGUCUGAUCAACUGGACCAAUUGGCCACGGCUGAGCUGCAACGCUUACAGCGACAGCAUCGUUCUCUGCAGCAGGAGCUGCGUGGGCUCCUGGAAGAGAAGAAGAAGCGUUUGAAAAAGCAAAAUCACUUGAUAAACGUCUUGCAAUUGGAGUUCGAGAAACUGAAGGAUGAAAUCAGAACACUUGAGGGCGGCACGCAUGCACGCAAAAAUACCAACAAAGAGAAGCAGCUGAGCUCUUUGCAAAAGCUUCAAGCGGAGGUGCAGCGCGUGCUGGAUAGUGAGCGCACCAAUCUGUGGGAACUGGAGGGGCACAUACGUAAAAUCGAAAAGGAAAUCGACACCUUGCGUCGCAAUGAGGUGCCUGACAUUUGCUACAAGGAUACAAUUUGCAAAGUGCAAAAGAGCGUGAUCAAGCUGGAGAAUCGCCUAGAUGUUGUCAAUAAAAAGUGUAGCGAUGUGCUGACAGAGAAUAGCAAAAUGCGGGAUGCCAUUAAUCACAUGCUGCAAGAUCGUGCUAACUUUAAUGAAAUGUGGCAAUCGAUGGUCACGCAGUUUAAUAAUGGCAAAAAACUCAUUAUGGACUUAAUUGAUCAAUCUACUUUAGCCUACGAUCAGCGACAGGAACUGUGCACGAAGCUUUCCGUGCUUAAGGAUCGCAAUGAGAACGACAAGGUCAUGCAUAUACAAGAGAUGCGUGAAAUGCAGCGUCGCCUCGAGCACGAUGCCAAGUUACAAAAGUUCUUUGAUAUCAAGGGCCAGAAGCGUCUCAACCCAGAGCUGGAGCAGCGCGAACUGGACAAGAAACAAACCCAAAAAGAGUCUUACGAGCGUCAGCUUUAUGAAUACAAGGAAAUCAUUGAAAGAAUCAAACAACUAUAUGGUGAGGAGGACACGGAACGUCUGGUAGCUCAAUUCAAGCGGCAGGAAGAUGAAAACUUUGCCCUUUUCAACUACGUAAAUGAGCUUAGUCACGAAGUAGAGGUCCUGAACGAUACAACGCAAGAGUUAACCGAAGAAAUUGAGCGUCAAAAAUCGGAGCAAACCGAAAAAGAGCUAAAGCUGAAAACUGAAGCUUUAGAUUAUCUAAACGCAGAGCUGGUCCGCAUUAAGCAACUUGGCCAGGAGACCAACGAAAAGAAGCAGAGUCUUAGCCUCAGAUUAAAGCAACUGCUCAAAGGCAUAGAGGAUAUAUUUAAACUACUAGCCUGCGAUGAUGCACCCAUACUUAAUGUGCUCAGCUCCAAGACAUUUUUGACUGUGCAUAACGUAAAGUUAUUUAUUGGUGUUAUUGAGCGCCGUGUCAAUCUCAUUAUCAGCACUAUUAACAUUGAGGAUAAUUCGAAUAAGAUAUUGGCUAGAAAAGAUCGGGUGCCAAAGUUCAAUAUACGUGAGUCUGCCAAGACCAAACACUAAAAAUCGUAGGCUGAGAAUAUUCUCCAUUUUAAAUAUGAUAUUUCUAAAUAAAAGCUUGUGUAAUUAGGCUUUA